This is a messenger RNA of Zingiber officinale, 2067 nucleotides long. RefSeq names its product pentatricopeptide repeat-containing protein At1g08070, chloroplastic-like. The transcript is spliced from 2 exons. The record is from RefSeq and is a predicted model, not a curated record. Gene Ontology annotation, molecular function: protein binding; RNA binding. Bases 71 to 1972 code for a protein of 633 amino acids. Gene Ontology annotation, biological process: RNA modification. NCBI's taxonomy places the organism in Eukaryota, Viridiplantae, Streptophyta, Magnoliopsida, Zingiberales, Zingiberaceae.
AUCGAGAUACAGUAUUAUAAAAUUUCUCCCGUCCUUGGCUCUCCGCUACCGCCGCCGAGCGACGGCGCUCAUGUCCGAUCGAUUUACGAACAUCAUCUCUCUCCUCCAACAGCCCGGUACCGUCCACCUCCACCGCCACCUCGCUCAGAUUCACUCCCUUUUCAUCCGGUCCCAGCCCGACCUCCUCCCUCUCUUCCUCGAUCAUGUCCUCCUCACUCUCUCCCCUUCCCCCGCCGCCGCUAUGCACGCGCUCGAGCUGUUCGAAUCCAUUCCCCAGCCGGAACCCGACCUCUGCGGCAGGAUCGUCUCUGCCUUUUCCAAGCUUUCUCUCCAUCGAGAGGUCCUCGCUGCCUUCUUCUCCGCUCACCGCAAAGGGACUCCGUUACCGUUUCCAUCCAUCUCUCUCGCUCUCAAAGCCUGCGCUUCGAUCCCAGAUUCUGAACAAGGCAGGCAAGUCCACGGCCACCUCUUGCUUCGUGGGCUCGGAUCUAACGUCUUCAUUCAGGCCGCAUUGAUUGAUUUCUACUGCAAGGCCGGUGAUUUAAGUUCCGCGCAGAGAGCCUUCGAUGAUAUCGCCGUCAAGGACGCGGUUCCAGUAAACUGCUUGAUCUCCGGCUACUCCAAAGCUGGAAAUGUCCUCAAAGCCCGCCGGCUGUUUGAUGAAAUGACUAGGAGAACGUCCGCUUCUUGGAACUCCAUGAUCUCUUGCUAUUCCCGCAGUGGAGACUUCCCUGAAGCUCUGAGGUUGUUCGAGCGGAUGCAGCAGGAGAAUGCCCGGCCUAACGGGAUCACUGUGGUGACACUUUUAUCCAUAUGUGCGAAGCUAGGCGACUUGAAGACAGGGGAGAAGGUAAAGUGCUUGAUCACUGACAUUGGCUUGCAGAAAGAUAUGAUUUUGCAAACCGCAUUGCUAGAAAUGUACGUUAAGUGUGGGGAUGUGGACAAGGCACGCCAAGUGUUUGAUGAAAUGGAGCACAGAGAUGUUGUUGCGUGGAGUGCCAUGAUCAGUGGCUAUGCUCAGAACGGGAAGUCGGAAGAGGCGCUUGAGCUUUUCGAGAGGAUGAAAGCGAAGAAUUGCAAGCCGAACGAGGUCACUCUCGUCGGCAUCUUGUCUGCCAGCGCGCAACUCGGCAGUGCAGAAGUCGGAGAACACAUAGGAAGUUACAUUGAGGGACAAGGUCUGGCAACAGGGGUUUAUGUUUGCUCAGCUCUGGUCGACAUGUACUCAAAGUGUGGGAACAUCGAAGGAGCUCGUAGGGUGUUUGAUAAAAUGAAAGAAAGGGAUGUUGUCACGUGGAAUUCGAUGAUCGCCGGACUCGCAUUGAAUGGGCUGGCCGAAGAUUCAUUCAGUCUCUAUCGGAGGAUGAAGGUGGAGAACUUCAAGCCAAAUGACAUAACCUUUGUUGGCUUACUAACGGCGUGCACUCAUACAGGCCGAGUCGAGCAAGGACUUGCAACAUUUCACAGCAUGAAGCUCAAACAUGGCAUCGCGCCAAAGGUUGAGCACUGUGCUUGCAUAGUCGAUCUUUUCUGUAGGUCAGGGCUCUUGGAAGAUGCUUACGAGUUCAUUUGCGAGAUGGAAGUAGAGCCUAAUGUGGUUAUUUGGGGCACCUUAUUGAGUUCGUGCAGAAUUCAUUCAAAUGUUGAGCUCGCUGAGAUCUGCAUGAAGAAGCUACUGGUUUUGGAGCCGGAGAACUCAUCUAACUAUGUGCUUCUAUCGAAUAUCUACGCCGACGCACGCAGAUGGGACAGCGUAAGAGAGAUUAGGAAUUUGAUGAAGAGAAAGAAUGUGCAGAAGCUAUCUGCAUAUAGCUGGAUAGAAUUGGAUGGUGAAGUACAUAAAUUUCUGGUGGAAGACUUGUAUCAUCCAAGUUGCGAUGAGAUAUACCGUGUCCUCGACAGCUUAAGCUUCCAAUUAACACGGGAGAACUGCUUCAAUGCUGAAGUUGAGGAGCUGUGUCGAGUUUAUUAAACUUGAAGUGGUUUUAUGAAAAAUUGUUUGAACGAUGCUGAUUUGGUUCUUUCUAGCUAUAAAAUUGGGCCGUGUUUCCGAUGAAGCCCAAUGAG